Rhincodon typus (whale shark) is the source of this 592-nucleotide messenger RNA. RefSeq names its product ependymin-like. Gene Ontology annotation, molecular function: calcium ion binding. The record is from RefSeq and is a predicted model, not a curated record. The transcript is spliced from 4 exons. Gene Ontology annotation, cellular component: extracellular region; lysosome. Gene Ontology annotation, biological process: cell-matrix adhesion. NCBI's taxonomy places the organism in Eukaryota, Metazoa, Chordata, Chondrichthyes, Orectolobiformes, Rhincodontidae. The coding region runs from base 135 to 509 and encodes 124 amino acids.
GCACUGCUGCCAAUCUUGUUUUACAGUUCUACGAAAGCGCAUUUGUGAGUUGGGAGAAAUUCUCUUACGAUGCUGUUCAAAAGAGGAUUUUCGCCUUCAAAACAAAAUUCUUUCCAAAUGGCACGAAACUGGAAAUGAUGGAGUUCCUGCUAUUUCAGGAGUCCAUCCAGUACCAGUUCUACCCUCACAGCAGGACCUGUGUGAAGUCUGAUCUCCACACUCCAUUCCAGCCCAUCGCAAUUCCCUCUAACGCAACGUUCCUCACUCAGAUGUAUAUUGGUGGGACCUCGGGACCGCAAGAGGGGGUGCUGGUCAAUAUCUGGAGUGUUGAGACUGGUCACGGUAAUCCCUCCAUUAUAAUAUUCUCUGCAUUUGGAUGUCUCCCAAUGUCCGUUAACUAUUACUGUAAAGAGAAGGGCUGGAUUGUUGAAUCGACCUAUGGUAUUACUACAGGGAUCAGUGAUCCGACUGUGUUUAUCCCUCCUGCAGCGUGCUCUCAGCUCAACUGAGAAUAUUCUCUCUUGGAAGCAGUACAAAAAAAGAACUUAUAUAACUCUAAUAAAGAACAGUUACCCUGCUGACUGAACACUGA